CUGAGUCAUCAAGUCAAACAGUGGAGGUGUAGAAUUUGCUCCCACCUUCAGAUUAGAGAGGAAAAGAGGAACAGUUCUUCUCUGGAACCUUUGGAACUUUUAUUGGCUUGGUCCCUGUUGCUGCUGAUUUAAUCCGGAUGCAGAGAACCACAGUGGACAUUCGAAACAUCUUUCAGCCUUGAUCACCUAACUGUAGCGAAAUACGGAUCUCCUUCAGGCCUGGCGAGUUGAUCCAAAGAAUCUGGAGCCAAAAGUGAAGGGACACAACAGGUCCUUGUUGAAGACUUGCGUUUGUAGGUUUUGAUUUAGCGUCUGCACCUGCAUCUGCGGCCAUGGACAAGGGCAGGAGCAGGAGGCUAACAGGACGAGGCGGCUGAACGCUAAACGUUAACGUCCUCUUAUGAGCCAGGUGCGAAUGUGGGUGAGAGAGUGUCUGAACGUGGGCAUGCAUGAGCGAGGGUGUGCUAGAGUGUGUAUAAGAAUUAGCUUUGAUUGUAGGUGGGAUUUCUAACUGGCAGAUUUACCAUCUGGGGAAAAAGCGCCAGAGGAGGCCUUUCAAUCUUUUGUUCCAAUCUGUAGGCUCAGUUCUCAGGUCUUAACAGUGCAUGCCUGAAAUACAAAAAGUUAAUUAUAUUUCCAUUUUAUUGCUAGACGCACCAGCCAGAAUUCACACAGCUUUGCGAUUCGAAGACUUAAGGUUAGAUCAUUACUGUAGAAAAAACUGUAAACGUCAGGGGUUUACGUUACUCCUUUUAAAACCGAGCGAUUUGGAGCGGAUCUAGUAAAGCACCGUCAGGGGAUUGGGACAUUUCUGAAUCAACACUUUGACUGGGAUCACAUCUUCUAAGAGGAACAAAUUCGCCACUUAAACCAGCGACCCAUGGCGCCCAGUUCCUGACAACGCAUGCUUCACUCUGGGGUGCUAUAGGCAGCAGACGGCGUCUCCAUGAGGAGCAGUAGAAGAUGCCGGAACUGCCAGCGGUGCUGCUGUCGAUUCACGUCUACUUCUUGCUAAUUACUGUGCUUAACAUGCCGCCCUCCUCUCUAAGCCAAACUCCUGUCCUGUCAUCUGUGAGAAUGGCGGCAAUUCUGGAUGACCACUCUGCCUGUGGCCGGGGAGAGAGGUUAGCCUUAGCGUUAGCACGGGAGAACAUCAACAGCCUGCUGGAGGGACCUGCUCGAGCUCGGGUGGAUGUAGACGUGUUUGAACUGCAGAAGGACUCUCAGUAUGAAACCACAGACACCAUGUGCCAAAUUCUGCCAAAGGGUGUUGUUGCUGUGAUUGGACCUGCCUCCAGUCCUGCCUCUGGCUCUACUGUCAGUCACAUCUGCGGUGAAAAGGAGAUCCCUCAUGUGAAGAUCGGUCCUGAGGAGACGCCACGGCUGCCUUACCUGCGCUUCGCGUCCGUCACCUUGUAUCCUAGCAACGAGGAUCUGAGCCUUGCCGUUGGCGCCAUCCUACGCUCCUUCAGCUACCCGUCAGCCAGUCUGGUCUGCGCCAAGGCCGAGUGUCUGCUUCGAUUGGAGGAGCUGGUGAGGCGGUUUCUGAUCUCCAGGGAUACACUGUCAGUCAGGAUGCUGGACAAUGACCUCGAUCCCACUUCCUUACUCAAGGAGAUCCGUGAUGAUAAGAUAGCUACCAUCAUCAUCGAUGCUAAUGCUACUGUCUCCUACCUAAUUCUGAAAAAGGCAUCUGAAUUGGGAAUGACAUCAGCGUUUUACAAGUACAUUCUCACCACUAUGGAUUUUCCAUUACUGUGGUUGGAUGACGUGGUAGAUGAGAACUCCAACAUUGUGGGCUUUUCAAUGUUUAACACGACACACCCCUUCUACCUGGAAUUUAUCCGGAGUCUGAACCUGUCUUGGAGAGAGGGCUGUGAUUUUAACCCAUACCCAGGACCAGCGCUUUCGUCGGCUCUGCUGUUUGACGCCAUGCAUGUGGUGGCGAGUGCAGUCCAGGAGCUGAACAGAAGUCAGGAAAUCGGAGUGAAACCCCUUAGCUGUUCCUCCCCACAGAUCUGGCAACAUGGGACCAGCCUGAUGAACUACCUACGCAUGGUGGAGUAUGAUGGUUUAACUGGUCAUGUUGAGUUUAACAGCAAAGGCCAGAGAACCAACUACACCCUGCACGUUCUGGAAAAACAUAAAUCAGGCCACAAACAGAUCGGGAUCUGGUAUUCUAAUAACACUCUGGUCAUGAACUCCAGCAGUCUGGACAUCAAUGUUUCUGAAAUGCUGGCCAACAAGACCCUCAUCAUCACCACCAUACUGGAGAACCCGUAUGUGAUGAGGAAGGCGAAUUACCAGGAUCUGGAGGGGAACGAGCAGUAUGAAGGGUUCUGUGUGGACAUGCUGAAGGAACUGGCUGACAUACUGAAGUUCACCUUUCGGAUCAAACUUGUGGAUGAUGGUCUGUACGGAGCCCCGGAGCCCAAUGGCUCCUGGACUGGUAUGGUGGGGGAGCUCAUUAACAGGAAGGCUGAUUUAGCGGUGGCUGCUUUCACCAUCACCUCUGAAAGAGAGAAGGUCAUUGAUUUCUCCAAACCCUUCAUGACCCUGGGCAUCAGCAUUCUAUACAGAGUUCACAUAGGUCGAAAGCCUGGCUAUUUCUCCUUCCUGGAUCCUUUCUCUCCAGCUGUUUGGCUCUUCAUGCUGUUGGCUUACCUAGCUGUCAGCUGUGUGCUUUUCCUCGCAGCCAGGUUGAGUCCAUAUGAGUGGUAUAAUCCUCAUCCGUGCCUGAGGGAGCGCAGGGACCUGCUAGAGAACCAGUACACCCUAGGGAACAGUCUUUGGUUUCCUAUAGGAGGUUUUAUGCAGCAGGGUUCAGAAAUCAUGCCCAAAGCUCUGUCCACACGCUGUGUCAGUGGAGUCUGGUGGGCAUUCACACUGAUCAUAAUCUCCUCAUAUACUGCAAACCUUGCUGCGUUUCUGACAGUACAGAGAAUGGAGGUCCCUAUUGAGUCACCUGAUGACCUGGCAGACCAAACCAACAUCCAGUAUGGCACUAUUCAUGGUGGAAGUACCAUGACCUUCUUUAUGAACUCACGUUACCAGACCUACCAGCGGAUGUGGAACUACAUGUACUCGAAACAACCCAUCGUGUUUGUGAAGAGCACGGAGGAAGGCAUCGCCCGUGUGCUCAACUCCAAAUACGCCUUCCUGCUGGAGAGUACUAUGAACGAGUACCACCGCAGCCUCAACUGCAACCUCACGCAGAUCGGGGGCCUGCUGGACACCAAGGGCUAUGGAAUCGGCAUGCCUCUUGGCUCUCCAUUUAGAGAUGAGAUCAGUCUGGCAGUUCUGCAGUUGCAGGAGAAUAACAGACUGGAGAUACUGAAGCGCAGGUGGUGGGAGGGGGGACAGUGUCCUAAGGAAGAGGAUCACAGAGCUAAAGGUCUGGGGAUGGAGAAUAUCGGUGGUAUCUUUGUGGUAUUGAUCUGUGGAUUGAUCAUCGCUGUCUUUGUGGCAGUGAUGGAGUUUGUGUGGUCCACACGGCGCUCUGCUGAGACUGAUGAGGUCUCUGUGUGUCAGGAGAUGUUGAGAGAAUUUCAGAAUGCUGUGUCUUGUAAGAAGAGCUCCCGUCUGCGCCGUCGACGACCCCUAUCAAGCUCUUUAGCCCUGCGCCACCCAGCUCGCCUCAGCCUGGGAGCACCACGCCCUCUGCGCCUGGUGAGAGAGAUGCGCCUUAGCAACGGCAAGCUGUACAGUGGAGCAGGGCCCCUGACAGGAGGCUCCGGAGGUACAGGAGGCCCCUCUGAUCUCGGGCCUGGGCCUCAGCGUCUGCUAGAGGAGCCUCUGGGGGCGAAGAGUACGCCAGCAGGACCUGUUGGUCCACCUGCAGUGACUUUGCCUCUUCCACGAGGCUGCACUCAUGUACGCAUAUGCCAGGAGUGCCGGCGCAUCCAGAGCCUACGCACGACCUCAUGCUCCCGUAUCCCUCCCUCCUCAGCUCCCUUGCCUCGCCUGGCCCCGCCCCCACCACGCUCCUCCUCCAAUACAGACAGUGAGGGGGGUGGAGGGCCUAGUCCUCGCCGAAGAGGCCACUCCCCUCCUCCGAGGGGUUGUACGCUCCCGCCGCCUCAGAGCAGCGCGACUACAGACUUGCUGGCUGAGCAGGACUAAAUGAGAGAGAGAAGAGGAAGAUGAGGAUGGGAAAACAGAUCCAGUGAGGAUUGUCCUGCAGGAAUUCUAAAACAAUGGACAGUGGAUGAGUGUUUUUUUUCCUGGAGCGCAGUCCUCCCUGUUCCUCUGUGUUUGGUUUGGAAUUCAAUUUCGAACGUUCCCAUUCUGUGUCAUAUAAUGAGACAGCAGCCUGUUGACCAUCUCAUACUGCAGGAAUUUGGAAGCUGAGGAUGGACGAUGUGCAGAGUUGAUUCAUCUCCCCCCGAACUCUGGCUUGUGACUCCCUGGCACAAAGGCUAGCUAGAGAUGAACUUCUGGCUUCUCCUAAAUGAGAGCACACACAUUCGAAUGUUCUGUGAAAUGUACCACAAUCUUAAAAAAAAGAACAAACACUUCAAAUAGACUGAGCCAUUCUGACUUUUUCUGUACUAUGUUUAUUAUUAUUAUUAUUAUCAUUGUUAUUUUUAUUUACUACCUGUAUUGUUGGAUGUCCCAGGCUAUAAUUUAAAAUUAGGAAAUUUAUACUCAUAUGAGGCUUGUUGAUGUUGGACAACUGUAAGGUUACUUGUCGGUUAAAGUACCCCUGAAUGUUACAUUUUGAAAUAGUUAGAUCUUCUUGGGUGCCUGUUUCUGAGAAUAAAUGUUGGCUAUUUUGGUCAAAUUUGUUCUUUAUAAAACAGAUUAAGUUUGUUUGUUUGUUUAUUAGGAUUUCCGGAGGAAACCCAUGCGGACACAGGGAGAACAUGCAAACUCCACACAGAAAGA
This is a messenger RNA of Trichomycterus rosablanca, 4887 nucleotides long. It is a transcript of the gene grik5, whose product is annotated as glutamate receptor, ionotropic, kainate 5. NCBI's taxonomy places the organism in Eukaryota, Metazoa, Chordata, Actinopteri, Siluriformes, Trichomycteridae. The record is from RefSeq and is a predicted model, not a curated record. Gene Ontology annotation, molecular function: kainate selective glutamate receptor activity; transmitter-gated monoatomic ion channel activity involved in regulation of postsynaptic membrane potential. Bases 964 to 4122 code for a protein of 1052 amino acids. Gene Ontology annotation, biological process: monoatomic ion transport; modulation of chemical synaptic transmission; synaptic transmission, glutamatergic. The transcript has 20 exons. Gene Ontology annotation, cellular component: kainate selective glutamate receptor complex; plasma membrane; postsynaptic density membrane.